Molecule: messenger RNA, 875 nt
Organism: Elgaria multicarinata webbii
Lineage: Eukaryota; Metazoa; Chordata; Lepidosauria; Squamata; Anguidae
Gene: LYPLAL1
Product: lysophospholipase like 1
Exons: 5
Coding region: 8-712 (234 amino acids)
Biological process (GO): protein depalmitoylation
Cellular component (GO): cytoplasm
Molecular function (GO): carboxylic ester hydrolase activity; palmitoyl-(protein) hydrolase activity
Source: RefSeq, a predicted model, not a curated record
AGCCGGCAUGGCGGCGGCGGGCCAAGCGGCGCUGCAGAGGAGCAGGGUGGCGGCCCCGGCAGGGAGACACACGGCGUCUGUCCUCUUUCUCCACGGCUCAGGUGAUACCGGCCAAGGAGUAAAAGACUGGAUCAAGCAAGUUUUGAAUCAGGAUUUGUCUUUCCAACAUAUAAAAGUCAUUUAUCCAACAGCUCCUACCAGACCGUAUACACCUAUGAGAGGAUCCUUGUCCAAUGUGUGGUUUGACAGAUAUAAGAUCUCUAACGAUUGCCCAGAACAUAUUGAAACAAUUGACUCGAUGUGUCAAGCACUUACGGGUUUGAUUGAUGACGAAGUUAAAAAUGGCAUCAGAAAGAACAGGAUACUCUUGGGUGGUUUUUCAAUGGGUGGAUGUAUGGCGAUGCACCUAGCCUAUAGGUAUCACCAAGACGUGGCUGGAGUGUUUGCUCUGUCAAGCUUCCUCAAUAAGAACUCAGUUGUUUACCAGGCACUGAAGAAGGAUGAAAGAGGACUCCCUGAGUUAUUUCAGUGUCACGGAACUGCUGAUGAGCUAGUUUUGUAUUCUUGGGGUGAGGAAACCAACAAGAUCUUAAAAUCCCUGGGAGUAACAACUACAUUUCUGAGUUUGCCAAACCUUUAUCACGAACUGAACAAAAGUGAGCUAGAAAAACUGCAAGCUUGGAUUUUGAAGAAACUGCCAGAAGAGCCCUGACUAAUGACUAAUAAUGGAUUUGAUCUGUAAAAAAUACCACUUCACGGGGAAGUUUCUGUGUUCCAUUACUUUCACUCUUGUAAUAUGAGCAUUUCCUAUUAAUAGAAACACAUUUCCCCAAAAAAAUAAUCAAAUGAGAAUAUUAAACACUCUUGAAAAUAUA